UUGCUCGCCUACCACGCGCACGGAACCAUCGUCGGCUGCAAACAGCCCACCGGAAGGGAUCUAACGGCUACCAAGAAAAUGAUCACGGUUAGAGUCGGUGCCACGCACCUGCAGGCUGAACGCAAGCGGAACACGGGGUCGCCGUGGCCCUGGCUGCACGUCGGGCUGCUCGGGCUGAUUGUGCUCUGUGUCGUGGGCUCGCUGCUGACGCCAUGCGACGGUGCCGGUCGUCCCGCUUCCCUAGCGGACAGUCCAGUGUACUUCGGGGGCAUCGUGCCGGCGAACGGGCGCUUCGGCAAGAAGAUCCAACACUUUCCCAACACGGACCGCUCGCUGCAUCCUUUGCCGGCCAAGGAUCGCGAACUCCACCACGCAGAACGUGAUCGUGCCGAUGAUGCCUAGCACGACCAGUAUGAGCAGCUGCACGUGCAGCCCGCAGUACGAGGAGUAGA
Messenger RNA from Anopheles gambiae (African malaria mosquito), 452 nucleotides. RefSeq lists its product as uncharacterized. Bases 79 to 402 code for a protein of 107 amino acids. Lineage: Eukaryota; Metazoa; Arthropoda; Insecta; Diptera; Culicidae. The record is from RefSeq and is a predicted model, not a curated record. The transcript is spliced from 4 exons.